This is a messenger RNA of Chaetomium globosum CBS 148.51, 2841 nucleotides long. RefSeq lists its product as uncharacterized. The transcript has 4 exons. Bases 1 to 2841 code for a protein of 946 amino acids. Lineage: Eukaryota; Fungi; Ascomycota; Sordariomycetes; Sordariales; Chaetomiaceae. The record is from RefSeq and is a predicted model, not a curated record.
AUGGCGACACGCAACGUUUACCUCGCGUACAAGCGAGACACCAGCCAGCUGUUGUACUGGAUAAUCCGAACAUCCAAUGUCAUCCUCCUCAAGACAACCGCCUCCUCGGAUAGUCACCCAACACAGGUAAACACUACCGGGCAGAUCACAGUCACGGAUCUGGUGGCCCUCUCUCGCCUCAUUGCGAGGCACGUCAACCCUGUGCCCUUCGCCAUUCUACAGCUGUUCCGUUCCGUCAUCGAUGCUCGCACCGCUGCCCAUGAGAGCUUCCAGCAGAUGGCUACCGAACAUCCUGACCCUUCAAUCGAAAAGAGCAAUGCAACUCACAGGUACUUCAUCGUCGCCUUGACCGACGCGUUCCACGAGUUGGGGGGGCGGGACUGGAAGCCUACGGACGACUGCUCAGCCGACGGCGCUGCUGCCGACGACACUAGAACCCAUUCAAAAGCUAAGCUCGAUCGCCUCCUUUUGUCGAACCAGUUCAUGGCCCUCGACUUGAGCAACACCACCGACAUCGAUAAAGAAGCUUCGGAAUCCGAUGAUUCCAACGGCCACCCCGAAAGAGGUCCCGACCCUGCUCAGAAGAGACGCCGACAACCAAAGCCCGGCAAAGGAAAGAAAGGGAAGCGAGGGAAGAAGUCCAAGGCGCAGCAGCAGGCCGCGCGCGCCAAUGAAGCGCUCCUGGACAGCGUUCCUCUUGAGAGCUACCGUAUCAUACAGGAUGGCGAAGGAGUCGACACCGACUAUAUAGUCGCUCUCUAUGCCAUCUUGUCCGAAUGGGUGUCUCUUCGGCAGUACAUACAGUCCGUAUGGAGGAAAUGCGCUUACUGUGGUUUGAACAGUGCUGUUGCUGGCGCUGUUUCCCAACUGGCCAUCACCAUGGUCCAGAAAUCGGCAGCCGAGAUCUUUGUCGACUUCCCCGGCCGCGACUAUUAUGAGACCGUCAUGGACCUCAUCGGUCGGGCGGGCCCCAAGUGGGAUAUAUCCAGAAUCGCCACGAUCACCAUCGAGACAUUUACGCCUGAGGGCAAAGCCGGAAUGACCAUCACGACUCCCGUCGAUUUUGGUGAGAACCUCAUGUUGGACACUCACCGCAACCUAUGGGAUCCCGGAUUCAGCCUCCAAGGCGCGACGGAUGAAGAGAGAACUCGGUGGCGCCGUUAUUAUACCAUGAACUGGCUCUACGGCUUGGUGAAUCACUUCUCGUCCAUCGUGGUCAAGGAGAACACUCUACCAGGCGAGCCCCAUGUCUUGGAGGAUGUUGACUGGUCCCCGACUGGGCCAUGGGCCAAACAUCGAAGACUGUUCGGCCUGAACGGGUUUGCGGGUUUGAUCACUUCCCUCGCCUUGCAGAAGCAAGGAACGGAUAUCCGCAAGAGCAUUUUACCUCACAUCGUCUUUUCACUUCAAUGUAUCGUCGACUCCUUCAUGGUUUCUCGUGGUUGGCGGAUUAGCAUCGCGGGAACGCAUACCCUUGAGCCACCAGCUCAGAACUUCCGACCUCUCCGUGAUAUCGACAUCUUUCUAGACCGCGAGAAUGAGAGGAAAAAAGGCGCUGGAUUGCUUCCAACCGUUACUAUUCUCAAGCAAUUCUGCGCCAAUGAUGCCACGAUCCAUCACGACCCCAACCGACAUGAGUACACCAACGAAUUAUUGCAACGGUUUCACUUUGAAUUUGCUCACUUGCUGGGUGGCAAUGUUUUGGGGUGCGACACCGAUCAUGGCCCGAUCCACCCAUCACGAUUCUCCGGUACCAACUCCAAUGGUUUAUGGGAGUACUCACCCUUUCUGUGUGGCGUCGGACUGACGGAGGGUCUUGAUCUCGCUUACCUGCUCGGCAUGCGCCUCUGGGACAACCUUUCUGAGCCCAUAUUGUUGGUUCACCUCCACAACAUGCUUGUCAAGAAAGGUUACCUCAAAGAGUCCUCGGUACUAUUCGAUUGGGUCCAGUACAUCUUUGGGGGGGUCUUGUUCGUCUCUGGCAAAGUGCCUUCAUCCAACUUUUCGGACGCACUUGUCGCCCGCAGCGAUCAGGCCGCGAGAUCAAGACGCAGAGAUCGGCACGCCGCACAACCGCCAGCUAAUGACAGUUAUGACCCCUUUCAAGCCCUUGCGACCGUCGACCCCGUCACUCAGCAGACCCGUCUCGACGACACCGACCUCGUCAAGCGCGCCAGGGCCACGGGCAUGAUCGAAGAAACCCUGCUACAGAUUCACAAGUCCCAGUGCCGCUGCCGUUCCUGCACGGUUGCCCGGGGGUUGUCUAGUUUUACCACACAAGCCACCGCCAACGCCACCACUAUAGUAUACGAGAGCGGCGACGACACCAGCGACGACGCCGGUGAAGACGCCAGCGUUACCAUCUCGGCCGCGGCCCCCGCCGAAGACAUGGACCCAGACCGAGAACAUGACGAGGCCAUGGCCCAUCUCCCGCCCACCCCCCCGCGGCGCAAAACCAAAACCAAAACCAAAACCACCAGCCCACACCACCACCGCACCGCCCGAAACCCCCGCAAACCGACCGAAGCCAAACCACAGCCGACCACCACCACCACCACCUCCCCGCCCCAACUCCGCUACCUCACCGGCCAAUACAUACUCCUCUUCGCCGAACGCGACCUCACCCUCGACAUUACAGACUGCCGGUUCCGCCCGCUCUCCGCAGUCAACUACGUGGCCGUCGCCUGUACGAUGAUGGGCAUCUUCCAGAUGAUGGAGGCGGAGCUGGCGCGGCGGCGCAACGCGCUGUACGUGCACGUCUACGAGCGGGACGAGACGUGGGCCGAGGCGAAGAGGGUGGGCUUGGGGGUGUCAGUGAUAUGCAUUGGUGUCGAGACCUAG